This is a messenger RNA of Canariomyces notabilis, 2802 nucleotides long. RefSeq lists its product as uncharacterized. The record is from RefSeq and is a predicted model, not a curated record. The transcript is spliced from 2 exons. Lineage: Eukaryota; Fungi; Ascomycota; Sordariomycetes; Sordariales; Chaetomiaceae. Bases 1 to 2802 code for a protein of 933 amino acids.
AUGGCUUCCAAACUGCAAAUACACAAGCCAUAUGUGCUACAUGCCCUUCCGCGUCCUCUGGACCGUCCCGAAGGCCCGGGCCGAUAUCACGCGAGUGAAGUUUUUGGCCAGAAGCAAGGCUCCAAACGACGGAAAAGACCCGAGACCGCGGUAGCAAUUGACGGUGUCGGGAUGUACCUUUAUGAUACACUCUCAUCCCAAGCUGUGACUUCGUACCUUGUCUCGCCGCGAUCCGUCUUCACCUGCCCGCCAUACUCGCUACGAUGGCGGCUGUCGUCGCAAAAAACAGCCAUGCGCUAUACUUACAUCUCAAUCUUGACACAGGACUCUACUUCAUCAAACCACGAGAUCAAGCUGUUCAAGGAGGAACUCUCUGGGUCAGCUAGCACAACAUCCGCUCCUGUUUCCCGUACCAUCCGCUGCGAUUCGACCAUCGUCUACAUCUUCGCAACCUCGCCCCGGAACUCUCAUACUACUUUGCCGAAGGACAAUUCCCCGAAUCACGCCUUGGUUGCUGUGGCCGCUGAUGGCACAAUUUUGUGCUUGGAUGGAGAAAGUCUUGAAGAACGGUGGCGGAUGGCGCCAUCUUUCCUCUCGAAGGACCUUUUACUGGAUUCGAAAUCGGGUCUCCGCGUCGAUUUCGCCCAAUCCACAUCUGCUGCGGAUGUAGUCGACGGGAUGUUUGGCGGCAAGGACGAGCUCUUCGGUGUGUUCCAGGAGAAGGUACACCGGGAAGGCUUCAACCCAGAUUUCCUCAUUGUGAUUAGCUCCCACGAUCAGCCUCGAACAAACUGCCCGAGGCACUUGCAUAUCCUUGCCUUGCCGUCAGAGAGUGAAGCCCGGAGGGCGAAUAAGGAGGAUAUCAUUCCCAUCUUUGCUGCUCCUCUCCCCACCGAAGCGAAUGGGAGCAGGCUUCAACUGGACAUCAGAUCUGGCACGCUGCAAAUGCUGUCUGACGGCCUGCUUGCCACCUAUGUCUUCACGAACGGCAUUCCUCGACUUGAGAAUAAGUUGCAGGUUCCCGCACUAGCGUCUUUCAUUCGGCUGUCGAAGACUUCAGUUCUCACAUCAGCUACCGAUUCCUUCUCAGUCUACAAUCCAAUCUACCGCUCACUUCAGGCCACCACCUCGAUUAACUCUGAGGCAGAUAGCGGAGACCUUGGCGCAUGCGAAUUUGUCACCUACUUCGCCGGCCGAGAUAUCGCCAUCGGAUUACGAGGAGCAAAUCUCGUUGCUGUCCAAAUCGAAGCACCAAAGAACCGGAUAAGCAAGCGUCGUGCAGAAGGCUUGUUGACGGACGCGAUUCGGCGCGGCAUUUCUCGCGAGAAAUCCUGCCAAAAGCGGACCAAGGGAGAGUUUGCUGUCUCGGCCGUACUCGCAGAAACCCUUCCUGGGUCCUUGGCCGAUUCCGACUCACCGGAAUGGGAGGCGGAAGUCGCACAAGCAGACGAAGUCCUUGACCGCGAUGACCUCCGUGCUUGGGAGGAAUUUCUGGCCAAAAUCUUCAAAUUGGAAACCAGGCCAAGUCCAGCCGAUGCGGAGAAAGCGGCUCUCGUAAACGGAGACACCGUGGCCGCCAAUCUACCGGAGUGGAAAUGGCCGUCCUCCGCAGCCCACUAUGCUCGCGUCGACCGACGGUGGGUGUUUUAUGCCAUCAGCCGAGUUUUCACUUGGGAAGAUCGAGAAAACGGGCCGACGGCCGCACCGCUUGCGUGCCGACUUGCUGAGAGCAAUGUCCUCAAUUAUCUCGUUGAUGCCGGACAUUUGUCUACAUCAAAUCUCAAGUCUGCUUUCAGAGAUGAGGUCCGGGAAUUAGACGACGCCGAUAAUAUCAUCGGGGAGGCUGUUCCUCUUCUUUUGGCUGAAGUCGACCCGACGAUGGAGCUACUUCUUGGUUACCUUUCGAGUACUCAAUUGGGCCCGACAGAGUUAGUCUCUGCUAUCAAGGUCCUCCUCCGCAGCCUGGACCUAUUCGAAGACUCGUCGAAAAUCCAAAAUUUGCGGCUUCGAGACACCGUCGAACCAAGCCAAGAUCAGGACAACGCGGUGAAUAUGGAGCUUGAUCGGGCAGAGGAGGAACUACAGAUUACGGAACACUAUCUUGAUGGCCACCGCGCCCGCGGCUUGGGUGUCGCCUUCAGCAAGCUGGCAGUUUGCCCAGCGCUAUCAACGGUCCAGAGCCUACGGCGUCUGUUCAAGCCCGAGGAAACGAUUGGGUUGAUGAAUGUUCUGCGGGCCGAGCUCAUCAAAGACGGCUGGACGACACGCUAUCUGGAUCGGACGGGGAUCGACCAAGACGAGAUUGAAGCGCCGCCGGACGGGAGCAUCCAACUCAUUGCUGACUUGAUGUCUAGAUGCAUUGACUCGGUUGGCUUGGGAGGCUGGAUGGCGUCGGAUACCAUGCUUGCAAAUGCAGGCUCUCAGGAAGACUCUGCAGAUUUUUUCAGCCAAUUCCAAGCCGAGAUCAGCGUGGCGUUGGAAGGCAUCAUGGAAGCGGUGCGACUUCAGGGGACGCUGGCCGAAGCUGUCAAUUACGCAAGGAAGGCUAGGAAAGCACUCGCAGACUCGGCAAAGGGCAAGGCAACGUCGGUGCAACUGACUAAGGAACUUCCAUUGGGGCUCAAGACAGACGCCAAAAUCUCGCUGGAAAGGGUCAGGUCAGGAGGCGAAGUGGUUCCUCGGAGCAGCAGACAGAUUGGCCACUUUGUCAGCAAGAAGCGAGGCAUCUACUCUGUGCACAGAAUAUCAGAGGAGACUUUGCUGGGUGGCACUGGUGCCACGGUUGUUCAGGAGGCUCGGUGA